AUGGUUGACGAGCAAUCAAAUACCGUCGCAAGUCCAAAUGUAAGCAAGCCAAAGAGUGAGAAACGAAAAAAUCACGAUGAAGUGGUGGCGGAAGGUAAAGAAGAGCAGCGUGAGAAGGAGGAAGGCGAGCUGGCGGACGGUGAUAUUGAUGCGGAUUCUGGGAGCGAGGCUGGAGACGAAAGGAAACAUCAAAAGCAAAGCAGUGGUGGCGAAGAGGAGAAUUCAACUGAUCAUAGUGAAAAGGCAGCUGCUAAAGAGCGAAAAGAUAGUCGGAAGAAACGAAAACAUAAGAAGGAGCGAAAAAGGCGACCCUCUCAGUCAGUAGAAACAGCGGAUAAGACAACACGUAACGGUGGUGCUGCUGCUGCUGGUGGAGAUCGACGAGAUGAUUCGGCCAGUACGAGAAGGUCGAAAUCACCAGCCAACAAGCGAUCAAGACCUGAGAAAGAUCGACGCCAUCGUUCGCGCACUCCGGAGGAUCGAGAUCGAGAUCGUGACAGAGAGCGGGACAGGGGAGAUAGGCGAAGACGAUCCGAAAGUCCUGACAGGAGACGAAGUUCGAGGAGAGGCGAUCGAAAAGGAAAACAACAGUAG
Messenger RNA from Anisakis simplex (herring worm), 594 nucleotides. The record is from the annotation of a GenBank genome assembly. Lineage: Eukaryota; Metazoa; Nematoda; Chromadorea; Rhabditida; Anisakidae.